Molecule: messenger RNA, 1746 nt
Organism: Aspergillus fumigatus Af293
Lineage: Eukaryota; Fungi; Ascomycota; Eurotiomycetes; Eurotiales; Aspergillaceae
Product: mitochondrial-processing protease subunit alpha
Cellular component (GO): mitochondrion
Molecular function (GO): metalloendopeptidase activity; metal ion binding
Source: RefSeq, a predicted model, not a curated record
AUGCGUCGCUCCGUCUUGCGCGCCAUCGAGUCUGCGAAGCCUCUCGCUCGCGUGCCUCGUUCAGCCUCCAGAAGCUUUGCUACGCUCAAUGAGUCCAAGGACCCUGCUGAGCUAGACCAAAUCACCACAUUGCCUAAUGGAAUCCGCGUCGCCACGGAAUCCUUACCCGGACCCUUUGCCGGCGUUGGUGUCUACGUCGAUGCGGGAUCCCGGUACGAAGACGAGAGCCUACGAGGCGUGAGCCACAUCAUGGACCGACUAGCCUUCAAAUCGACCAAGUCCCGAACAAGCGAUGAGAUGCUGGAGACUCUUGAGAGUCUAGGAGGGAACAUCCAGUGCGCUUCGUCUCGGGAGUCGUUGAUGUACCAGUCAGCCAGUUUCAACUCGGCAGUUCCCGCGACCCUGGGCCUUCUGGCGGAGACAAUCCGUGACCCUCUGAUCACUGAUGAGGAAGUUCUCCAGCAGUUGGCUACGGCAGAGUACGAGAUCAAUGAGAUUUGGGCCAAACCUGAACUUAUCCUACCAGAGCUGGUGCAUAUGGCGGCCUACAAGGACAACACAUUAGGGAACCCGCUACUCUGUCCUCGUGAGAGAUUGGAAGAGAUUAACAAGGCUGUUGUUGAGAGAUACAGGGAGGUCUUUUUCAAGCCGGAGAGGAUGGUUGUUGCCUUUGCCGGUGUGCCGCACGAGGAGGCUGUUAAGCUAACAGAACAAUACUUUGGUGAUAUGAAGGCCGCAAAUCAGGCCAAAGGGCCCGUAUUAUCCGGGACUGGAAUUGAGACGACCUUGUCAGAUUCAGAGACAGCAGCUCAGGAAGGACAGGUGCCGACCGUCCCUCAAUUCACACCAUCGUCGACAAUCACCACAACCCCAACCUCAAAAACCCAGUCAGUCCUUUCCAGGCUUCCUUUCCUGAAGAACCUCUCUACAACCGCGUCGAAGCCUGCAUCUGUGGCGCCCCUUGAUCCUUCGUUGGUGCAGCCAUCAUCGCUGGACUUGACAAGACCUUCUCACUACACUGGUGGUUUCCUCUCUCUUCCCCCGAUUCCCCCACCAGCAAACCCCAUGCUUCCCAGACUGAGCUACAUACAUCUUGCCUUUGAAGCUCUCCCUAUCUCGAGCCCUGACAUCUACGCCCUCGCCACCCUUCAGACUUUGCUCGGCGGCGGCGGGUCUUUCUCCGCUGGCGGUCCCGGCAAGGGUAUGUAUUCUCGUCUCUAUACAAAUGUGCUGAACCAGCACGGAUGGGUGGAAAGUUGCAUCGCUUUCAAUCACAGCUACACAGACAGUGGAAUCUUCGGUAUCUCCGCCUCGUGCAGUCCUACCCGUACGACCGAGAUGCUUGAAGUCAUGUGCCGCGAACUGCAGGCACUGACUCUCGACACGGGCUACAGCGCCUUGCAGCCACAGGAGGUCAACCGUGCGAAGAACCAACUGCGCUCUUCACUGUUGAUGAACUUGGAAUCCCGCAUGGUGGAAUUGGAGGAUCUCGGCCGUCAAGUCCAGGUUCAUGGCCAUAAGGUUGGCGUCAAGGAGAUGUGCGACCGCAUCGAGGCUCUGACCGUGGAUGAUCUCCGUCGCGUGGCCCGCCAUGUAUUUGGAGGCCAUGUUCAGAACAAGGGCCAGGGCACCGGUAUCCCGACGGUGGUCUUGCAGGAAGGUGAGCUGGAAGGGUACAAACUUCGUCCUUUCCCAUGGGAGGAAAUCCAAGAACGGAUUGCACGGUGGAAGCUGGGAAGAAGAUAG